Molecule: messenger RNA, 1059 nt
Organism: Pocillopora meandrina
Lineage: Eukaryota; Metazoa; Cnidaria; Anthozoa; Scleractinia; Pocilloporidae
Source: the annotation of a GenBank genome assembly
AUGAAUGUGAGUAUGUCUGAAGAUUUCCUUGUCAACUCUUCCCGGUCAAAGUUCUUUUGUCCAGGUGCUCCGCUGAUUAUCUGGGAUUUAGAAAGGAAAGUGUUCAUACAGCUUGGAAUCGCUAUAUCUGCCACCAUAGGUUCAUUUGCACUUUUGUUGAACAUUUUGGUGAUCUCAACAAUCAAGAAAACGAGAGAAUUGCAGACAAACUCUAUCAUUUUAAUCACCAGUUUGGCAGUCGCAGAUCUCUUAGUGGGUGCGGUUUCUGCCCCAUUUAACAUCACUGUAGAUGCGUUGAUUCUUCGAGGAACUGUAUCGGUGGGCAUGAUUUGUUUGAUAGCUAAAUUUACCAAAUUUGUUUCGAGUUCUGCUUACCGUGCCUCGUACUAUCAUGUAGUUCUGUUCAGUUGGGAGAGGUAUGUUGCGAUUGUAAAGCCUAUGAAGUACAAGGCUAUAGUAACCGAGAAACGCUUAACGAGAUUAGCGAUAAUCGCUUGGAUGACAGCCCUUACACCAUCGGUCUUAUUUCUUGCAUUAGAAGCCACUGCGGUUUCCAAAAUGGUACCUCGUGUUAUAUUUUCCAUUGUCCAGUUACUCGCCUUUACCCUUAUGGUGUAUUUUUAUUCCAUGGUUUAUAUCGGAAUACGAAAAUGGAACCGAAGCCAAUUCAGCCACGUCAAUGCUCUAAUCAAAGCGAGGAUGGAAAGUAAAACGGCUUUGACGGUGUUUCUGCUAACAAUUGCCAUUUUAAUCGCUAUCGUUCCUUUAGGGGUUGCACACGUCUUAGCGCAACGUUCCCUUUUUUUUCGUAAAAUUUCAGUUUUGCGAUGGGCGGAAACUUUCCUCCUGUUAAACUCCAUUGUAAAUCCUGCGCUGUAUUUUUAUAGAAACAGGAAAUACAGGAAAGCUGCUCUUAAUCUGCUAAGUAAGCCACGGGAAAUUCAGCCAGAGGUUCACGUGGGUCUUCGUAAAAGACGCCAGCGAUAUUCCUCCGCGUUUGUAAAUGUUAAAGAGCUUGUCCACAUAGAAAGAGGUCAACGCCUCACACGGUCACAUUCC